CUAAAUUAAGGGAAAACAUCGAUUACCUAAACGAUUACGAGUAACGAGAAACUUACAUUUCGUACAUUUCGUAGCGAAAAAACUCAUUAUUUUCGUCACCACGUCGCUGUACAUAUUUUUUUGUUAUUUUUUUUUAAUUAAACAAUAACUAAGAGGCCAGCGCUAGAGCGCGAGUGAGAGCGAGAGUAAGUGGGCCGCGAGUUCUUCUUCCCGUUUACCGAAGGAGAGCGUGAAAAACUGCGUACGUACAAAAAAAAAAAAAAAAGUGGAAACCGAAAAAAAAACCAACGACGAAAUAAGCUGCUGAGAGACGGGCGGAAAUUUUGCAAAUUGCAGCUAAGCAAAUCCAAUUGGAAUUGGAUCAGGACCAGGAAGCUAAUUAGAACGCGUUUAAAAAACAUCAACAAUGGCUCUGGACAGUGGGACGCAAACAAACGCGCUGACAUCAUCCUUGACCACAAAGAAAAAGGAUGCCUCCGCCGAAAAGGAGAACCUCUGGUCGGCGAUAUUGAAUGAAGUACAAACACAGGGCAGCACAAAACUUCCAUCAAACAAAUCUGUACUAGUAUUAGGCGAUAAUGCCACCGGCAAGACGACACUGAUUGCCAAACUCCAGGGCGUUGAGGAUCCCAAGAAGGGCUCCGGCCUGGAGUAUGCCUACAUCGAUGUCAAGGACGAGUACAGAGACGACAUGACGCGUUUGAGCGUUUGGGUCCUGGACGGCGAUCCAGGACACACAAACCUCCUGCACUAUGCGCUCAAUGAAACGAACUAUGCACACACACUCGUCAUCCUCACCGUAUCGAUGACACAGCCGUGGGGCUGGAUGGAGCAGCUGAACCAUUGGAUCAAGGUACUCGGCCAGCAUAUCGAAACCCUACAGCUGGACGCCAAGGAGAAGGAGGCCGCCCGCCAGCGACUGGCCACCACGUGGCAGAGUUACUGCGAGGUGGGCGACGAUCUGGAUCCUGGCUCGCCAGUGAAGCGCACAAUGCGCAACAACUCGAUCGACGAGGAUGAUCUACUGCCGCUGACGGAGGACGCACUAAUUACAAAUCUGGGCCUCGACAUCGUCGUGGUGGUCACAAAGACGGACUACAUGACCACGCUGGAAAAGGAGUACGAUUAUCGUGAUGAGCACUUCGACUUCAUCCAGCAGUGGAUACGAAACUUCUGCCUGCGGCACGGCACCUCGCUAUUCUACACGAGCGUUAAAGAAGACAAAAACUGUGAUCUCCUCUACAAAUAUCUGACGCAUCGAAUUUAUGGUCUACCAUUCCGCACGCCAGCGCUAGUCGUUGAAAAAGAUGCAGUACUCAUUCCGGCUGGCUGGGAUAGCUUGAAAAAGAUUAGUAUUUUGUAUGAGAACAUGCACGGAGUCAAGGCCGACAAUGUCUAUUCAGAUAUCAUCAAAGCGCCGCCAACUAGAAAGGCGGUCUCUAACCGAGAGACGGAAGUGCAGACGGAGGACGAACAGGCCUUCCUGGCCCGCCAGCAGGAGAUCCUCAAGCAGGGCGACCAGGUGCGUGGAGAGUCGCCGCUGAGGUCGCAGGCUGGAGGUGUGGGCAGCAACAAGAGUGGACCUCGCUCCUCUAGCACCACUGGCCAGAGUUCACCCAAGAAGAUUGAUCCUAAACUGACGCCUGCCACGCCCGGCGGUGAGGGCGUGCUGGCCAACUUCUUCAACUCGCUGCUGCACAAAAAGUCGGGCAGUCCGGCGAGCGGAGGACCUGGUGGCCCUGGCAGUCCCGCGGGAGCAGCACGCACUGCCAACGGCACUGACGCACUGAUGACGCCCGAGAAGCUCGCUGUCCGCACGGAUGCCGCCGCCGAGCUGGAUCGUCUGUCGCGGAGCGUGAAGAAGGAGAUCGACAUGUCGCAGAGUGAGUGUUGAGCGGGAGAGCUACACGACACCCACAACAUCUCGACACGUAUAAUAGCAGCAACCACAGCAACAGCAACAGAACCAGAACAACACGAUAAACGUUAAUUAAGUAAAAAGUGAAAGGCAGAGACUCGUUGAAAACGCAAACAAGCAGUGUAGCUAGAGAGGAUCAUGGAAAUUGAAGCACACAUCCUUCCGGACUAUUCUGAAUGGUCUGAUCUGAAGGUAUCAGUUUUCGGGAGUUUAUUUUUUAACAAUUAAGAGGGCAAACUUUAGUCAGAAAGUUCCGAAAACUCCAAAAAAAAAAAAAACAAAACAUUCAAAUUGUAAUCUUUUGUAUAAGCAUAAAAAAAAGUACCAAUAUGUGUGAGAGGUUUAAGCAUAAUUUCGAGUAAUUUUUAAUGAAAAUAUUUAAGCAAAAAUUUAUUUGUGUUGUUCCCCCCUGGCCUCUGCCCAUUUCCCUCUCCACCCUCAACCCUCUCCGAUGAAAUGAUCAAUAUCUACCUUAAAAGCUUUCCAAGGAAUGCAUCAAAAUCUUCCUCUGGAGCCCAUGUGAUGAGUUCCACGAUUAAGAGUUUUGGGAUCAGGGCACCCAAAAGGCACUGCGAGUGAUCCUUUUUACGAGCCUCCUGCGGCAUACUCAAUGAAAAAAGAAAUAAAAUAAACGUUCGAUAGGUAAUGAGAGCUAGAAAUGGAAAUGAAAAGCGACAAAAAUUCGAAACUUAAUGGUAUAGCUUAGCGAAAAAGUCUGCAAUUUUGAAAUGAAAAUAAGUGCCGCGCCCCUGAGAGUAUUUUUGUUUAAAGGGGGACUAUGGCGACACUAAAUAUAUAUACAAUUUGUAUAAAUAAAUUAUUUAAAAAAGAAAACGCUGUAAAAUGUAAUUAACAAACGGGACAGACAACCGAGAGAUUCUAAACACACACAGUCCACAAGACUCCUGAGAUCAGGGACGUCGAGAGAUAUAUACUAUAUAAUGUAUUGUAUUUCCCAAAAACAAAAAAAAAUAAGAGAAAUUAUUUCAAGACACACAUGCGCCUAACUGUAGUUCGAUAGCUUGUAUGUACUUUUUAAUUAUAUUAAUUAAUUACACUCACUGACACACACACACACACACACACACCUAGACACUCAGACACAUAAUGGCGUUGAAUAAUUAAUUGUUUUUUGAAAAAGUAGCGAAAAGUUGAUAAUAUUUAUGAAAAGAAUAUCAUAUUGUGUGUAAAUUAGUUAGCCCGCAAAGUAACAUUCUUGGCUUUUUCGUUCAACUCCAUCCACACACUGUAAUUAAUUAAUUAAUUAAUUAACUGUUUUUUUUUUUAACUAAACUUUUGAUUUUAAUGUAGGCCGAAAUCGUUACCCGCUCAUGAAACUCGUGCCCCGAAACAUAAAGAGAGAGUACUGUACGUUGACAUUUUUAAA
Drosophila ananassae is the source of this 3305-nucleotide messenger RNA. It is a transcript of the gene Dlic, whose product is annotated as cytoplasmic dynein 1 light intermediate chain 1. The transcript has 8 exons. Lineage: Eukaryota; Metazoa; Arthropoda; Insecta; Diptera; Drosophilidae. Gene Ontology annotation, cellular component: centrosome; cytoplasmic dynein complex. Gene Ontology annotation, biological process: microtubule-based movement; microtubule cytoskeleton organization. The record is from RefSeq and is a predicted model, not a curated record. The coding region runs from base 407 to 1894 and encodes 495 amino acids. Gene Ontology annotation, molecular function: dynein heavy chain binding.